Molecule: messenger RNA, 2226 nt
Organism: Colletotrichum gloeosporioides
Lineage: Eukaryota; Fungi; Ascomycota; Sordariomycetes; Glomerellales; Glomerellaceae
Product: 3-phytase A
Exons: 4
Coding region: 1-2226 (741 amino acids)
Molecular function (GO): acid phosphatase activity
Source: RefSeq, a predicted model, not a curated record
AUGGGUCGACUCUCCGAUGCCGCCACUUCGGCCUACAAGUCCGUGAGGGGCCUCUUCGUGGGCAAGACACAUAAGUACAGCUCCAUCCCGGAGGACGAGGACAGAGCAGGCACCGAGACGGAGUACGAACCCUACCGGCGUCAACCGAAGCCUACACUUGCCUUGCUCAUCCUGGGAGCCAUGUCUUUCGCCGCUCUGCUCACCUUGGUCGCUGGCUUCAGCCUUGUCAGCGGCCAGAAGCCGGACAACGCCACUGGUGAGGUCUCUCAGUUCUGGGGCCAGUACUCUCCCUUCUUCUCGGUGCCGUCCGAGAUCAGCGCCGCCACCCCCGACGGAUGCACGAUCACCUUCGCGCAGGUGCUUCACCGACACGGCGCUCGGGACCCCACCUCCGGCAAGACGGCCACCUACAAGGCACUCGUCGACCGCAUCCACCAAACCGCCACUCAGUACGGAAAGGGCUUUGAGUUCAUCAAGGACUACCAGUACACUCUCGGUGCUGAUGAGCUCACUCCUUUCGGCCAGCGCGAGCUUGUCGAGUCGGGAGAGGCCUUCUACAAACGCUACCAGUCCUUGGCCGCCAGCGCGGACCCGUUCAUAAGAUCAUCGGGCCAGAACCGCGUCGUUGAGUCUGGUCUCAACUGGACUUCUGGCUUCUUCGGAGCCAAGAUCCAAGAUGGUCACAACGGACCUGAUGGAGGAAUCAACUCACAGAUCAUGGUCAUCCCUGAACAGGAGGGCUUCAACAACACGUUGGACCACAGUCUCUGCACGGCGUUCGAGUCAGGCAACUUCUCCAAGGUCGGUGAUGACGCUCAGGUUGACUGGCGCAACACAUUCACAGCCCCCAUUGUGAGCCGUCUGAACACGAACCUGCCUGGUGUCAACUUCACAUCCGAGGACGCUGUCAGCUUCAUGCAGCUGUGCCCAUUCAACACUGUGGUUAACGGCACACAGUCUCAGUUCUGCGACCUCUUCACGUUGGACGAGUGGAAGGACCUCGAGUACUACGAGACUCUGGGCAAGUACUACGGCUUCAACGCGGGCAACCCUAUGGGUCCGACGCAGGGUGUCGGCUUCACCAACGAGCUGCUCGCGCGAUUGACCAAGCAGCCCGUCGUGGAUCACACGUCGACCAACUCGACUCUCGACGCCGACCCCGUGUCGUUCCCGCUCGACAAGGUGCUCUACGCCGACUUCAGUCACGACAACGACAUGAUGAGCAUCUACGGAGCGCUCGGGCUCUACAACUCGACGGCGCCGCUGGACAAGACGAAGCGGACUUCGGUGCAGGAUGCAAAGGGCUUCACGGCCAGCUGGACGGUGCCUUUUGCAGCACGCAUGUACGUUGAAAAGAUGAAGUGCGGAUCGGACGAGGAGCUGGUUCGGAUCCUGGUCAACGACAGAGUGGUGCCGCUCAACGGUUGCGGUGCAGACGAGCUGGGACGAUGCAAGCUGGACGCUUUUGUCAACAGCCAGACGUUCGCGAAGAGCGGCGGACUCUGGGACCAAUACGACGACGUCCGUCGCAUCUCAAUUGCAGCCAUGGUGAACGCCGCUGGAGGCAUCGUCAUCGCCAUCCUGGUGCUACUGCUUGUCGCUGGAGUCGGUUGGGUCAUCUUCACUCAGCUGCGCGCCCGCAGACUGGGCCUUCCGCCGCCCUCGCUUUCUUCGUACAUACCAUUCCGAAAAUCCGAACCACCAGCUUACGGACCCCCGCGCCCUGCGCCCAGCGGCAUCGUCGGCUGGUUCAACGACAAGAUCACCGGCUUCAAGAACCGCAACAACCGAUCCGCCGCUGGCGCCUACGAGCAGCCCUCGGCCGGUGCACCCCGUCGAGGUUUCGGACCCCUCGACCCCGAUGAGGCUUGGGAUACUCGCGUCGGCCACGAGGCAGAGACCUACGGACCCUACGGCAAUUAUGAAGAGCAGGAGCUUGGCUACCGGGGCGGCGCUGGCGGAGGCGACAGCUACAACAUGAACAUGGCCGCUACCCCCAACGUUCAUGAUGAGCCCGCGAGGGGUCGCAGCCUCAGCCGACCCGGUGACGACCUCACUGUACCCAAGGGAGGCAGGAAUCCUUUCGACGACGACGCGGAGCCAAGCAACAUCAGCCUCCGCGGCGUAAGCCCGCGGCCAAUGGUCGAUACUGCGCCGCAGCAACAGCCCAAGGAGAACGGCGAGAGCCCAACAGAACGGAGGUCCAUUUUCAGAGAGAACGUAUAA